Molecule: messenger RNA, 498 nt
Organism: Knipowitschia caucasica
Lineage: Eukaryota; Metazoa; Chordata; Actinopteri; Gobiiformes; Gobiidae
Source: the annotation of a GenBank genome assembly
AUGUCCCUGCCUCAGCAGGCGAGGCGGCGUGGGCACUGGGUCGUCCCACCUGGGAAACCAGGUCUCAAGAGGCCUCGGGACUCGUGCCUCCAGGCAGUGGGGGCAGUGACAAGACUAGAGGAGAACUGCUGCUUCACAGCCCCUCACAGAGACUGCUUCACAGCCCCUCACAGAGACUGCUUCACGGACCCUCACAGAGACUGCUUCACAGACCCUCACAGAGACUGCUUCACAGCCCCUCACAGAGACUGCUUCACAGCCCCUCACAGAGACUGCUUCACGGACCCUCACAGAGACUGCUUCACAGCCCCUCACAGAGACUGCUUCACAGCCCCUCACAGAGACUGCUUCACAGACCCUCACAGAGACUGCUUCAAGGCCCCUCACAGAGACUGCUUCACAGAGACUGCUUCACAGACCCUCACAGAGACCGCUUCACAGCCCAUCUCUGGGUCUAAGCCAGGAAGCGGCUGCGGGGGAAAGGAGGAAGUGGGCUGA